Messenger RNA from Rhodotorula graminis WP1, 1976 nucleotides. RefSeq lists its product as uncharacterized. The record is from RefSeq and is a predicted model, not a curated record. The transcript has 5 exons. The coding region runs from base 12 to 1472 and encodes 486 amino acids. NCBI's taxonomy places the organism in Eukaryota, Fungi, Basidiomycota, Microbotryomycetes, Sporidiobolales, Sporidiobolaceae.
CGCCUUGCAUCAUGCUCGCCAGCAGCAGCAGCAGCUGCUGCACAGAGCACCACGGCACCAGCUCGCCCUCCCCGCAUUCGGCGGCGGUCCACCUCGUCGUCAUCCUGCACGGCCUCUUUGGCUCGCCCAAGCACGUCGCGUACCUCGCCAGCGCCCUAGAGCGCGAGGCGGCCGCCCAGCUCAAAGCCCGGGGCGACGACGAGGACGGUCGCAAGCUCGUCGUUCUCGUUGUGCAGAGCAACGGGCUCUCGUCGGCCCACCUGUACGACGGCAUCGACGUGUGCGCCGCGAGGGUCGUCGAGGAGGUCGACGCCGAGGUCGAGCGCAUCGAGCGGCAGGGCGGACGAGUCGAGCGGUUCAGCAUGGUCGGCUACUCUCUCGGCGGCCUUGUCGCCCGCUACGCCCUCGGCAUCCUCGACUCCCGCACCCCGUCCUUCUUCGACUCGGCCGUCCCGACCUCUUUCACGACGUUCGCCUCGCCCGCAAUUGGCGUGCCCGUCUAUCCCGAUUCGCGCUUCUCGCGUUUCGCUCGGGCGGUCGGCUCAAGCUUGCUCAGCCGCACGGGCAGGCAGCUGUACGAGCGGGACGUCUAUUUGCCGGCGGCUCUUUGCGACGGCGAGGUCGAGGACGAGCGGGCCGGCCGGCGGCGAGACGACGAGCAGAAGCGUCGAGGUGACCCGCUUCUCAAGGUCAUGGCCGACCCGAGAUUCUCGUUCUACCGCGCCCUCGCCAAGUUUGAGCGCUUUGACCUGUUCGCCAACACCGUCAACGACCGCACCGUGCCGUUCCCGACAGGAGGGAUUGAGGCGCACGACCCGUUCGCCAAGGCGCUCCACAAGGUCAAGGUGCUCGCUCAAGAACGCGACGACGACCCUGAUGCGGCGCUCGACCUGCGAGAAGGCGGUCUUGAGCUACCGCUCGCCCUCGUCUUUAUCGCGACCCUCCCGCUUGUCUACCCCAUCGCCCUCAUCGCCCUCAUCAGCCGGUCCCUGCUCCAGAUCCCGCAGUCCGGCCGGCGGAUCAGGCGAGCGAGGCUCAAGGUCGACGGCGGCCGCGACGGGUGGCUGGCUCGCGCCGGUAUCAACGCUGAGGAGAUGGUCGAGCUCCUGCAGGCGACGGCUCAAGACGAGGCGCACCUCGUCACCGGGCGCUGCGACAAGGCGCCAACCACGUCCAGCUCGGCCAGCUCGAGCGCAGCCUUACUCGUCGAUGAGGGAGACGGCGACGCUCAAGACUCGGCCUCAUCGACGGCAGCGCCCGACUCGGCUACCGCGUCGACCGACCCGGCGCUCUCGGCGUCGCAGCUCUUCCAGGUCAAGUCCCUCAACUCGCUGCCCAACCUGCACAAGCACUACGUCCACCUCAUCGACACGAUCUGGGCGCACGGCGCCAUCAUCUGCCGCAACCCGAAGCACCCGGCGCAGAGCUGCACCGAGGUCGUCGACUGGUGGGCGAGGAGGUUUGAGAUCUAGCUGUCGACGUUCGCCCUCUCUCCUCUCUUGUUUAGAGCGCUCGAAGCGCACUGCAAACUAUAUAACUCUACAACAACACCGCGUGCGCGAACGACGAGAGGCUCUACAGAAAGCUCGACCGGCACGAGCGCGAAUCGACCCUCAAACCUCGAACCUCGUCCUGCUCUUCUCUCCUCCGCCGCGAGAAAAGCCCGAGUCGGCUCUGGGCCCAGACGUGCUCGUCGACGUGCUCAAGUCCUCGUCGAGGUCGUCGACGGCAUGCACGACCUCACGCUCGACCUUGAUCUGCAGUGCUGGCGCGCCGACAGGACGGCCGUUCCCGCCUCGACGGCCGCUCUCGAACGAUGCCGCCGAGCCCAUGCCCGAGCCUGCAGCAGGCUCAGGCAAGGUGCCGCCUCGAGGGCCGAACGAGCGCGCGUCGCGAGCAAAGACGCCGCUCAGCUCGGGCGGCGGGCGAGGUCCGAGCGAGACGCUGCCGACGCGGGCGUUGAUCAUCUUGCGGCC